UCAGCAGGCCGGUCGCUCUUUCCGAACAUUUCGCACAGUAUACCACUCCAAUUUGACCCCGCCCAACAUCCAAACUCUUCCUCAGCCUUCCUCUCAUCUUCAAGAGCAUUGAACCAUCGACGCCCAAAUCCAUCUUCAAGAGCAUUCAACCAUCGACGCCCAAAUCUCACCAUGUCCACCCUCAAGGUCAACCUCGAGAUCAAAGUCGACGAGCGCUCCGCCUCCUGCAACGUGGAAGUACCCCUGACUGCCAUCGGCGCAAUGACUCCCGGCUACCAUCGCGCAUCACAAAAGCUUGUGGUGGACUUUGUGUCGGCUGUUGUGGCGAAGGUACUGGGAGCGAAGGAGUUCAAGGUGCCCGAUGCUCCAGCGAGUACAUCAUCGACGAAGAGGGGGAUGAAUGGCUACUCUGCGGAACACACCACAAAGACAGAGUACGAACUUGGGCACGACUUUGAUCUGCUGAAUCACGAUGGUUAAAGGACAUCAGGCUAGUUUAUGGAAUGUCGUAUUUCAGGACUGCUAUCAUUGUGAAAUCGUGCCUGGGAUCCAAAAGGAGGAAACAGGUGUAUCUUUGAGGCGUUUACAUGCCUGGUCGAGAUGCGGUGGGUCAGGCAAGAUGGACUGGAAGCCGUGUUGUCGAGGAUGGUGGCCUGAGGCUGCAGGCCAAAUUCACCCAAAAUAGUUAGCGCG
Molecule: messenger RNA, 693 nt
Organism: Neohortaea acidophila
Lineage: Eukaryota; Fungi; Ascomycota; Dothideomycetes; Mycosphaerellales; Teratosphaeriaceae
Exons: 2
Source: RefSeq, a predicted model, not a curated record